This is a messenger RNA of Pelobates cultripes (western spadefoot toad), 34231 nucleotides long. Lineage: Eukaryota; Metazoa; Chordata; Amphibia; Anura; Pelobatidae. The record is from the annotation of a GenBank genome assembly.
CUCGUGUGGCUAGGCUCCGCUGCCGGGAUGUCGGGCUCCGCGCUGCAGCGCCUCGCUUCCCAUGGGCGGCAGGCGCUGAGCCGCUGGCUGCGGGGCCGGGAGCCGGCGGAGGGCGAGGCGGAGCCGGGGGGCCGGUGCCCCGGGGGAUGCUGGUGCCGGAGCGCGGUGCUGGUGUGCGCGCUGAGCGCGGGGUGCUGCGCCUGGCUGGCCCUGGCCAGGCACUACCUGCAGGACGUGCUGCUGUGGGUGGAGAGCCUGGACAGCCUGCUCGGGGUGCUGCUCUUCAUCGUGGGCUUCAUCCUGGUCUCCCUGCCCUGCGUGUGGGGCUACAUCGUGCUCAACGUGGCCGCCGGGUACCUGUACGGCCUGGCGCUGGGCAUCGGGCUGGUCAUGGUCGGCGUGCUCAUCGGCACCUUCAUCGCCCACCUGCUGUGCAAGAGACUGCUCACCCACUGGGUGCUGGCCAAGGUGGGGGGCAGCCAGAGACUGGGGGCUGUCAUCCGGGUGGUGGAGGGGGGCAGCGGGCUCAAAGUGGUGGCUCUGGCCAGGCUCACCCCCAUCCCCUUCGGCCUCCAGAAUGCGGUGUUCUCGGUAAGUGUCUCUUAGCCAGAGUCCUCCUUAAACAAUGCUGUAUCCUGGGUUAGCAUUUGUGGCACACCUGUGGGGUGUACAGGGUUAACUCGCACAUCAGUAAUGCCCUCUGGGCACAUCCAGGGUUUAACCGGACUUGCACAGACCUUAAAGGGUUAAUGUGCACAUCCAGGGUUUAACCGGACUUGCACAGACCUUAAAGGGUUAAUGUGCACAUCCAGGGUUUAACCGGACUUGCACAGACCUUAAAGGGUUAAUGUGCACAUCCACGGUUUAACCGGACUUGCACAGACCUUAAAGGGUUAAUGUGCACAUCCAGGGUUUAACCGGACUUGCACAGACCUUAAAGGGUUAAUGUGCACAUCCAGGGUUUAACCGGACUUGCACAGACCUUAAAGGGUUAAUGUGCACAUCCAGGGUUUAACCGGACUUGCACAGACCUUAAAGGGUUAAUGUGCACAUCCAGGGUUUAACCGGACUUGCACAGACCUUAAAGGGUCAAUGUGCACAUCCAGGGUUUAACAAAACUUGCACAGACCUUAAGGGGUUAACGUGCACAUCCUCCUACACAUCCGGGGCUUAAUCACACUUGCACAGAGCUUAAAGGGUUAAUAUGCACAUCCUCCUACACAUCCAGGGUUUGACCACACUUGCACAGACCUUAAAGGGUUAAUCUACAUAUCCUCCUAAGUUUUAGUACUUUUAGGGUUAAACCAGUCUUGAAGUAAUGCGUUCUCUGGCACGUGGAGGAUUAAAUCAUAAACUCAUAUAUAUAUAUAUAUUUUUUUUUAUUUUGGUAGAUAUCAGCCUUCUGCCACAUCAGCAUGAUUUUUUUUGAAACUAAAGUAGUGCAGCCACAUAGAUUAGGUUUCAAGGCAGCCCCCACCAUAGAAGGGAUUUUGUGUUUCCACCUAAACUCAAUGCAAUGUAACUCUUUUUAUUUUGUGUAAUUGUGUGCAAGGCAGUGGUGAAACCAGUGUGCGAUGAACACACAAAGGUUACUGUGUAUAUACAAUAUGUCUGUUCUAAAAAGUGUUGCAAAGAUGUAGAAAGGUCAGUCACCAACGGAAUGUGCCGGCUGGUUUCCAUGGUGAUUGUACCACUUUUUUUUUUUUUUUUUUUUACUAUAUAAAUAUAACCCUAAAUGACUUAAGACUUGUUGUAGGUUGAAUGGAGUUCUGAAAACACGUCUGCAUGGGAUUUUCCUCCAGCAAUUAAAGCUGAUACGUCAAUUUGGCACAAUGUAUGUUUCUCUCUCUCUCUCUCUCUCUCUCUACUUCAAAUGAAUGAGACCUUUAUUGAUCUGAUGAAGGUUAAAACAAAAAAGUUUGAUAAAAGGGUUGUAUAAUGCUGCCUAUCUAUUGGUAAAAAAAGAAAUGCCUUUUCACUCUUUAAGAUUGCACAAAAAAUUAGAGUAUUUAGUUUGUAGGUAGUUACUUUAUCUGUUAAUGCCUAAAACAUUUUUAAUUCUUUAUUUCUCUAUUCCCUUUUAUAUGUAUAUAUUAAGUUUCUUCCGUAAACCAAAAUUGUUGUAGCAAAUUGAAAUCUGAAUGGCAAAAUAAAUGUUGAUUUGACAGCUAUGUAAAAAUACUCCAACUCUUCUUUAGUCUGUGCUUGGCUAUUUUAACCUAAUUUUAUCAUUCAGCUUUAUCUACAGAUCAGAGUUGAGUGAAUUAACUAUAUGCUUCCAUUGAGUUUGUCUUUUUUUUUCUUUUCUUUUUCUCGCUCUCGUCUGGAAAUUGUGACUCUUAACUACACCUUGAUCAUUUUUAAUUUGUUCGGGGAUUUAUGCAGAGUUAAAGCUCUUCUGAUUUAUAACCUCCAUGUUUCUAAUCUUGCAUUGUUGGACCACAAAUUUCACAAUUAUGAGGUGGGAAAAAAACCUGGAAGAGUAAGGUGUACACGCCGGUAAAACAUGAUCUAAUCUAGUUCUACAAUGACUGCAUUAUACGUUUCAAUAUAUUGCUUCCUUAUGGUUUAUAGGUUUGUUUGUUUUUGUUUUUUUCACUCUUCCAUUCCCAAGGGGAGGGUGUCUGAAGAAAUCGCUUAGUGAUAGGUGUGCCCAAUCAUGCAAUCUGAUGAAGUUUGUAGUAUGUUUUUAUAAACUUUUAUGACAUACCAUAUUUUUCUAGCUUUGUUUGGCUUCUAUGUUUGUUUUAAGAGUGUUGGAUUCCUAGUUUAAAAAUCUCAUUGUCAAGAGAUGCAUGUCCCUUUAAAUCUAUCUAUGGCGGCUGCUAGAGGCAGUUCUGCUGGACUGACUGAGUAAAACUCAGUCACAUGAUAUGGAAGCCCACGCAGAAAAGCAUUGAUACAAUACUUUCCUAAUGGAAAGCUUGGAAGGGCAGUAUUAGGUCCCAAGUGCUCAUCUAUGAGAAGCAUUGGAUUGAACCAUCAUCCAGUCCAAUGCUCCUCGUGGAGCUAUGACUCCUCCAUGAUAUCACAGGAGGCAGAGAGCUAAGGUGUGCUGAGACAGCCUUGGUUAUAAAGUAGUAAGCUGGGCCGCACGAUCUACCUUCAAAACCUAAGUACUUAUUGUGGAAAAACACCACUUACCUUACCUGGCCUGCUUACACUUUUUUUUUUUUUUGCUGGUUAUUGGGGUACUCUGCAAGAUCCUAAGCUUGGAGCACUGAGAGCCUUGAGGAUCAGUGUUUUGGACACCCAUUAAGUGCACCAUGGAUUAAUGUUUUUUUUUUUUUUUUUUUAAAUUAAUACAUAGAUAAUUAUGAAAUCAUUGCAAGUUGCACUGCCUCCUGUUUAUUAGUUUAUUUUAGAACAUUUUUGCUGAAAUAAAAUGUACAUCUUAUCUCUGCAGACAUAAAGUUCAAUUAACUAGGAUUACUAGGAUACACGGACAGCCUAGCAACUUAAAUGGUCCCUGGCACUGGCUUACUUUCAGGGGUUUAAUGCCAGCGAACAUUGUAACCCUAAAGUCUUCACUCCGGCAUUGGUCUGCUGUGCCCUCAAACUUUUUUUUUUUUUUAGUCCAAGGCAUCAAUCAGGAAGCCUUGCAGGGGCACUACUGGCUGAGAGCAUAAGUAGCUCCCUAUUUUGAAAACUGAGUGAAAGUAUUACACCACUUUUUUUUUUUUUUUUUUUUAUCUCUGGUUUGUGAAUGGGGAGCUAUUACACUCUCUGCCUAACAGUUUAGGGCGAAAAUGAAAGUGCGUCUGACUUGUUAAUGUUCGAACCCCUAAAGAUAAGCAGGCACCAUGGGCCUCCUCUCACUAUAACAACCUAAUUCUGAUUACAUUGUUAUGGUGUUUGGUGUUUCUUUAACGGAAAUUGUGGUGAGAAGCCACCGAGUAUGUGAGUCUGCCACAUCUUCCCAGAACCCUCUGUUUGUGCCUUCUUUCUCCAGGCAGGUAUGGACCCGUCUGCCUGUGCUAUUUCGUCUCCCAGACAGGUAUCGUCUCCUCUGCAUGUGCAGUUUCUGUCUUUGCCUUUACAAAGGCACUUGCAGCUCCCAGGCCUAGCUGUUUCUUAAUAUGUACUUUGGAUCAGGCAAUAGUGCAGCCAGCAAGCGGGUCCAAAAACUCUCCUACUGGAAUCUCCAAACAAACCAGACAGGAAUUCUGGGUUUGCACUCAAGACCACCCCAUAUUCACAUAAAUUGCACUUAUGGUGACACACUCAAUCCAAUACAAAAUCAUAUGGGGAAUCACACAGGCACUUCUAGAACACAAUAUAAAGGAUGAAAAGACAAACGCUAACAAGAAAUAUAUCUCCCCUGCCUGCAUAAACCAUAAUACCUGAAUGUGCAGGGUCAGGAAUACAAAUGUGGUGCUAUGCAGACUUGCUAGAUCUUUCACAACCAAGAUGUGGUGCAGCUCUGGUUCCACAUUUAAUUCCAUCUAGUUGGUACAGAGCACCAGCAGAACAGGAUACAUUUGACAAAUGACAUUACAAUAAAAUAUACCUAUAAUGGGCACUGGUCAACUUAGACAUAAGACAUGCGGGGACCUACAUACAGUGUCAGAUAUGAUGGUCUGUCACACAAAUCAUUUAGGAAAAAAGGUAAAUUUUGCAUUAAUAUAUAUCCUACAUAACUAACCCUGAUUUCAUGCUGAGUAACCUUUGGACUGUAAUGUAUCCUAAAUAGAAAACUACAUAAUUGUGUUUUUUUUUUUUUUUUUUUUUUUUAAAUCCACCAGUUUUAAAAUUGUAUUUUAUAGCGCUUAUCCUCUUAAAAAGUAACCUGAUAGUAUACAUAACCCUUUUUUCUUAAGGGGCGCAGCUCCAAAACCCCUACAGCUUAAUGUAGUAGUCUUGGUGACUGUGUACGGUCAUUGUGCUGGGACUAAUGUCAAUAUUGCUGUUUCUGAGCAACGACAAUGAUUAACAUUUAUCAGUCCGUGUGCCUAAAGAGGGGAGGCGGAGGGGCAUCACAUAAAAUCACUUCUACUUAAAGGGUUACUCCAUGCAUCACCGCUAUUUCAGUGGUUUGAAGUGGUCAUGGUGCCUGGAGCGCUUCACGAUGAAGCGUUGCACAUGCAGAGUUUAACUGCUUGACUGUUGGAAGUUUAACUCCACCUCCUGCAGAAUCACGUAGCUAAUGUCAAUUCUGUGCCAAUUUAUAUUUUGCACAGUGUGCAAAUCAUUGGCUGAGAUUGGAUUGACCGUUCUGCAGAAGCACGUCAUCACAGCAGCAGGGGGCCAGGAAAAGCCCGGCAGGAAACUGGCGCCACGAUUCUCCUGGCAUCAUAACCAUUACAAUUAAAUGUUCUCUCAAUACCAGAAAAAUCUCAAUAUUAAUUUAUUUCCUUAACCACUGUCUCUUACUGAGAGCAUCAAUCAUGUUUUCAGUGUGUAAUACACAUGCUAUAAGACAAAGCGCUCCUGCAUAGGCUUGCUUCCUAUAGCAGGUAAAAAGUCCCUAACAUUUUGUUGACUUUGUGUAAGUAAAACUUUUGUGUUCUCUCAAAAAAUGGCUAAUAUGUGGGGGUCUCCAGUAUGGUAUUUGAGAUAUUAAACAGAAACACAACUAAAUAUCUGCAAAGAUGGUAAAUAGCAACGGACUAAUCAGUAGAUGGCACCCUAUAAACGGUUGAAGGCAUAAUUGGGCGAGUGGGCAAAAGGGCAAAAAUCCCCUAUAGAAGAGAACACAGUAAAAUAUUAAUAGAUGAUUACUGUUAUGGUCUAAGUGGAAAGGUAACGAGGCCCAAGGGAACAAAAUAACAAAACCUCAAACAAAUGUAUUCAAGUCCUGUCAUAAGAGUGGGGUAUGUCUACUAAACAAUUAUCCAUAAGAUUAAAUCGAAACCAUAGUUACAGUGUAUAUACUCUAUGAAUAUAUUGAUAGGUACUAAGAGACAUUCACCUAAACUCUGCCUUCGAGGACACCCCUCUCUAAAACUCACCCAGUCUAAACACGAUUGGGUAAAUAUAUGUUAAAUAAUUAAAUAUAUCAGCCAAUAAUGGUGUAUUAUAAACAACAAGACUUCAUAGUUAUAGCAAAUGUCCACAGACUAAAAUCUUCCCUAGAAGUCUGAGUGGCAAACAGCAAUAGAUGUCCCGACAUGUGUUUUGCCAAUACCGGGCUUUUCUAGGGGAACAGAAUCACUGUGCUCAAGAGUUUAAAUAGGACACCUUCAGAUUAAAUUUGUACAAUGGCCAAUCCUAGAUCGUCAUGUGUGGGGGGGUCUCAAGGACUAUACCAGAGAUUCAUAUAUUUUAGCCUUUUUUUUUUUUUUUUUAGGUUUUGUGUUCCUUAUUGGACAUUUUUACUAGUUCUAUUAAAGGUAAAGUUUUAUACACAGGAAAGAUUAUUUUCUCACUUAAUCCGUAUGCUUUGUGUACAAUAAAAUCUAAAAGCAGGCGCCUUCCUAACUGCUGUCCGUGACAAGAAAAAAAGGCUUCCUGACCAGGCGUGGGUGUACUAUUUAUACUAAUUUCACUACUCGGUUUCCUGUCCAUUCUGCUGUAAGGGGAAGAGCUAACCCCAUAAGUCAAUGCUGCCAUAGCUUGAUCAGGAAUUUGAUUCUCAGUCAUUUAAGAUUGUUAUAUUUGUCAUGACAGUUAAUCUUUACGACUUUAAAAAAUGUAUUUGCAUAUGGUGCCCUAAUGCUGCCUUACACAUUUAUUGCUGGGCUUGGCACAAGAUUGAUAACAGAGGUUCAUGCUUGGGAACAGACGUGGUGGAGGCAGGAACUGGGGCUUGGCAGUCCCCAGGUGAGAAGUCAAAUCGCACUGGAGGGCUUGGCUUAGUGCAGUCAGGAGCUUCAAGCUGUAGAGUAGCCGGUGUCCGAUUCCCAGCAACUCCAAGUAAGUUGUCAAACAAUUCUUAAACGACUUCUUACUCUUGAAGCACACUGCUGACACUAUGACCACGUCAGUGGGCACUGGUGGGUAUGGUGCUUGGAAUGUUACUUUGUCUUUAUAUAGAGAAGUAUCAUUAUGCUUCUACAUAAGUAGAAUCCUAUUGCCAUGUAUGUGCAGUAGGACUCUCAAUGCUUCUCUGUGGAAAAGCAUUUGAUUUGGAUCAAGAUCCAUCCAGGUGAUCCUGAAGAAGGCAGAGCGGUGGCCGUGCUGAGACUGGAUCUCCGGUGGAGAAGUGGUCCGUUUUUAGUUUAUUUUGCUUUCUAAAGAGUAGAUGUAAUCAGACUGCCACCAGGAUCUCGAACUUCAUAAAUACGUAUAUGUAUUUGUAACCUUGGUUUUCCUUCAAUAAAUCCUACAGAUGUGAAAUCCCAAAAACUAGCUCUUGUAGAUGUUUAUUUGAAAGAGUGGAGAAUUGUUUUCAUGAUGUAUUUGUCAUGUAUCCAGGAUACCACACCAUGCCAGUUAUCAAGUUAUGGUAGUAUGUGUGUCACCUGUGUUUUGUGUGUUUUUUAGUCAUUAUUUAUUUUCUCUCCUAUAUUAAGCAUAUUGGUAUGGGAAGGAGGAAAUCUCCAAACACAUUAACCACAUCAGCUUUCUGAAGUACAUUAAAGUGACGAUUUCAGUAGAAAUGUGCACUUUAUAAAACUUUGCCGAUACAAACUCUGCAUCUCUUAUAGACAGCCAUCCUGUUCUGUUAGUUCCCUGCUGGGUUAGCGCACUCCUGCCUUUAGUACUUCUCAAUGAGCUGUUGUGCCACUCAUCGAGAAGUAAAAUUCAUUUUUUUUUUUUUUUUUUUUUUUGGUCAAUCCACUGGCAUGACUUCAUAGUGGGUUAUUUUUUUUUUUUUGUUUAAUUUGUUUCUGCCUGUCAAUUCCUUUAAACUUUUGGGUUUGUGAAGUCAUUACAGUAAGCAUUGUGUGCUGUGGGUUUUGUUGCGUGCUUUCUGUUUAAUAUCAAAGUCAGAUUUUUGUCUCUUCUCAUGUUGAGAAGAUGAAAGGAAAUAAGUUCUCGGAGGACUAAAUGCUGGUUCUCGAUCUCUUUUUACAAAUGCGUAAAGUAAGGUAAACCAGCUAUAUAGGCAUUUCUAAAGCUGCUUCAUUGUGCGAUUUGUUGACAUAGUGACAAAUGGCUAUCCAUUUUAAUGUGAUCUGACCUGUAUGCUUGCUAUAAAACGUGACUGGCAGACCUUUGACAUUGUAAAAGUGGAUGAACAAAGAUCAUGUUCAUUAUAUUGUCUGUUCCACCUGGUGUGUGCGGAAAGACUUGUGCAAAAAUAGAACGGUUUGCGGCUCUGAGAUUUUCGUAAGCUGCAUUUUUUUUUUUUUUUGUAUAUUAUUAUUUUUUUUUUAAAUUGUAAUAGCUUUCAUUUACGUUAUUUAAGUAGACCGGGACUGAACAGUGUUACACUCUAGGCACCAAACCCCAAAGUAGACAGUACUGUAUAUAGAGUUUCUGGGCAUCAGCGUUUUAAAUGUAAUUUUAUUUAUUUAUUUUUUUACCACGAAUAUUGUGAUUUAUUUAUUUAUUUUUUUUAAUUUUUUUUUUUAUAUAAGCGAAAAGACUAAACAGACAUACAAAAUAAAUUGGUGUGCUGCUGAAGUGAAUAUGACCCAGAAAGCCCACCUGUGCCAAGUAAGCCACUUAAUAAAUUAAAUGAAGCCUGCAUAACUGGAGCUGAAUAAUGUGACCAAAUAUAGUGUAUGUAAGUAUAGCAUAGAAAUUGAGUAACGUUGGCAGCCAACACCCAGACAUGUGCAUAGUCUGGAACUAAUUGCCCUAAUUUAUUAUUUCCCUUCCUUGCCAAGAACUUUUUUUUUUUUUUUAGUGCAUACACUGCUGGAAAGUAAACCAGAUAUGAUAAUCCAGUAAUGAUAUUUUCUGUAAAAACAAAACAAAAUUCCUCAAUUAAAUUCUGCUGAUGGCAACUUGAUUUAAGGGACGCAGCAAUUUGUCGCACAUGUAUAUCUUGUCCACAAUGCUUGCAGUUAGCUCCAAUAAGCUAGAUCUGGCGUGCAAGGCUGCACUCAUGGCUGAGGGCAUCAGCUGAGUGCUCUGUCAGUGAGUGCGGCUCUGCAUAGCCAGGCUUGGCUCGGUGGCAGGAGCUUUUGGCAGCAGGGGAGGAGGCAAUGGCGGACGCAAGCUGGUACCCACAUAAGUUUGCAACGGUUUGACUACUAGCUCUGGUACUUGUACAUACUUUUAGCAUGAGGUGAUAUUUCUUAAUUUUGAAAAACUUGUUCCCUCAAUUGUUAUAAAGAUUAUAGGAGUCGGAAUUCAUAAAAGCAGAUGUGUUCAGUGCUGCUUCUAUCUCCACAUUAUAGUUAAAGGACAACUAUAGUGCCAGGAAAACAAACUCGUUUUCCUGGCACUAUAGUGCCCUGAGGGUGCCUCCAGGGUCCCACUCCUGCCAGGCUGAAGGGGUUGGAAGGGGGGUUAAACACUUACCUUUCUCCAGCGCCGGGAACUCUCCUCCUCCUUCGGUCGUCAUCGGCUGAAUGCGCAUGCGUGGCAAGAGCCGCGCACGCAUUCAGCCAGUCCAUAGGAAAGCAUUCUCAAUGCUUUUCUAUAGACGCUGGCGUCUUCUCACUGUGAAAAUCACAGUGAGAAGCGCCUCUAGCGGCUGUCAGUGAGACAGCCACUAGAGGCUGGAUUAACUCUAAAGUAAACAUAGCGGUUUCUAUGAAACUGCUAUGUUUACAGCAGGCAGGGUUAAUCCUAGAUGGACCUGGCACCCAGACCACUUCAUUAAGCUGAAGUGGUCUGGGUGCCUAUAGUGGUCCUUUAACUCCUAAUUAAACAUUGCAGGAGUUAAAUGUAAUCCUACACGUCUGCCAUGUGCAGAGCCAUAUUUAAAAUGAAUGUGUAUAUACACAAUGCCUGCCAAUACACUGGGUGAAUGAAAUAAUGACACAUACUUGUUGACACAGAGUAUUACUGAAACUAUGCCAUGGUUCCAUAUAUCACUCUCUAUAUUAUAUUACAGAGAGCCAAGGAACUUUAGAAAUAACAAAUAUUGUAUACUGUGGUUAUUGCACCAUCCCUUCCCUUGGUUGUUUUUACACUAUAUUUGAUGGCUUAGUAACUCAGACACAGAUGUGCGCUUUGACUUUAUAUUGCAGGGUGUGUACAAAAUGGACUGCUAUGCCCUAUUAUACAAUGUAGCUGAAGGAGGACCACUUAUACUUGUUAAAAGACUGCUGUGUUCGCAGACUGCUAUUUAUUAGAUCACAAGCUAUAUCACAUAGCUACAGUAGUUUGCAUGGCUGCAUUGUCUCUGUGUAAAAUUGAUGGUAAUGCUUUGGGAAUUUUUUUUCCAGGGAAUUGCCAUCAAUUUCACACAGAGACAAUGCAGCCAUGUGAUAUAGCUUGUGAUCUCAUAAAUAAUAAAAGCAGGGGGAGUCAAUUAUAUCCCCAUAAGGUAAGUGUCCCUAUGCCCCCACCUACCAUGCCAGUUGCUGAAAUUUUUACUGAAGACGAUGCGCACACACAAGAAUGCUUGCUACUUAUUUAAAUGGACGCUGCUUGUACCACAGCAAAACUGUAAUGGCUCUAUGAGAAUGUAAGCCAAUCAUGGUUGCAUAACACAUGCUGAGUAAUGUGUGGAUUAGAAAAGAAAAAUAAGAAUAGUGAGAAUUUAAGAGAACAUUCACUACAGCCUAACAAACAAAAAGUGAAAUUUUAUGGGGAGAAAUUAGAAAGAAAAGAGGGGGGGGGGGGAAUAUAUAUAUUUUGCACCCCCUUCCCCUGACAUUUAUUUAUUUUUUUCCCACUGUGGCGACUGGCGUCCAAGUGCUAUCCAGCUGCCCUAUUAUUAACCAUGGUGCCUCCGAGGGUUUUUUUUCUUGUCAUUUGUCCGCUGCUAAUGCUGCCCAGAGGACAAAUGGUUCUUUAAAUUAUCAAUUGACUUGCAAAAAAAGCAAGUAAAUUUAUACUUUGCGAAUGUGUUUUCCCCUCUUUUCAUUCGGUUCUGAUUUUUGUUAAAAUCAGUGUUUUGUGAAUCGUCUGAAUCCUGUACUUAUCCUAUAGGAUUCAGAUGUGAAAGCACAGAUAUUAAUCCAGACACUGAAUUUGAAUGCGUCCUGCCGAUAGCUUCAAAAUCAGUCGGAUCAAACUAAUUCUGACUGGAAUUAGCUUUAGUAAAUGUGCAAAUUGUCAAUGCAGUCAGAAUUUCAUAGUAUUUAAAAAAAAAAAAAAAAAAAAAUGAAAACAAAAACAUCAAAUGAUUAGUAAAUACCAAACUCUGGGCAACUUUCAAGGUCUACUGAGAAAAAAACCCAAGACCUAGACAAAGUGUAUGAUCUUUAACCCCGUAAAGAUCAAAUGCUUCUCGACCAAUAGAACUAUGCCAAAAUGGAAAGAUACAGCCUUACAUUAGUAAUUGAGUGGGUUAUACCCUUUUGCAAUUUGUUCCAUAAAGUACAGAUUACUAUGGUAACAGACAGUGGGGACCUUACUUGCCAGAAAAAAAACAAAACACUUUUUACUGUUUUCCAUCUCUUUUUUUUUUUUAUGUGCUUUUAGAAUCUCUCCCUUUCGUAACUAGUAGCUCUAGCUGUCAACAGGUGCUGUUAUAUUGAUUUGCACACUAUCAUUCUUGUCUAACAAAUUAAACACAGCCAAGGUCUUUUGGAACAGCCAUUUGCUUGUUCUAGUUCCCUCACAGUAUCCAGUGACUGACAAUCUGGUAUUGCCAGGACGUUAGAGGAACAGAAGUUGUUCUACCGGGCAUGGUAUUUGAGAUAAAAAUAGAGUACCGAAAAAAAUUAUCUAUAUUUUGUGCUAAAAGAGCUUUGCUUGCAAAUGUAUUGAUUUUCAGAUACAGUUGCUAUAAAUGGCUUAUGUCUGCAUUGAUUACAAAUAAAAUAUGGUCUUAUCUUUGCCUUAGUCACAAUUAUAGAUGACUAACUAGUAACAGUUGUACAAUUAAGAUUUGUAUUGAAUACAUUGAGUGAUUAGUUACUGUACAGACUGGAAAAGUAAGUAAACGCUUGCAUUUAGUAACUUGCAGAUCCUCAUUUAUCAGACUUGCACAUACGAGGAUGCAUUUUAUCUCGAGUGCACAAACUCCUUCAGCUCACGACACAGCCUCUCCAUUGGCUUAGGACUCUGGCUUGGCCAUUCCAAACCAUGAAUUUUCUAACUUUGAAAACUUUCUUUAGUUGAUUUACUUGUGUAUAUUGUCUUGUUGCAUCACCCAACUUCUAUUCUACUUGAGAUCAUGACCUACUGUCCUGACAUUCUCCUGUAAAAUAAAUUGAUACACUGUUCAGGUCCUCCGCAGCAAAGCAGCAUGAACCAUGAUACUCUUUCCACCAUGCCUAACCGUUGGGAUGAGGUUUUGGUGUUGGUGUGUAGAGCCCCUUUUUCACUGAACAUGCAGAAUAAGCCUCAUCUGUCCACAGCACAUUUUCCCACGUUUUGGGCAAACUUGAGGAGUGCCACAAUGUGCUGUGAGUUUUUUGACAGUAGGGAUUUCUUUAGUUGAGUCCUGAACAAAAACUUUCUCAAUUUGUAGAAUUUUCUGAAGGUAUUUUGCUGAGUACCUUAGUGUUUUUUUUGAUUUGUUUGUGGUUUUUUUUUUUAUUCUCACAUCUUUCAGGAUUGUAUAUAGUGCUUUUGCUGCUUCCCUCAGGAGUCCUGCAAAGAUCACUGCGACAGUCCUACAUUUUCUCCACCUAUAGACUAUCGCUUUUAAAACAUUUCCCCCAGCUUUGUGCCUCUCUAUAAUGCAUUUUCUAAGGCCCUGUUAAAGUUAGUAGAUCGAAGCAUGGUUCAUGUGUCAGUAACCAGUCUUUGUGUGCUUUUACUUAAAGAGCAGGGCAACUGUGUAACCCACAUUUCCAAUCUCCUCUCCUUAUCUGAACAGACAUUUCAUCUGAUUUUAAAGGCUUACGUCAUCCCUUUUUAAAAAUUUUUAAUUGACAAUGCCCUGUUAGGAAGCUUAGAACUUCCAAUUGCUAAUGCCCAAGUCACGUGUGCCAGUUGGUGUAGAUAUCCCCUGGGUCAAAAGUGCCCAUAUCUGUGGAUGUGCAGCAUUUCAAGCAGAAAUGAUGCACAUACAGAUUCAUAGCACCAUGACCACUUCUAAAAGCAGAUAUGGUCGUGGUGGUUUGAAUAACCUUUUAACUAAAGUUCUUGCUUAGAAUGUUAGUUAAAAGGACCCUCUAAACACCCAUGUGCUUUAUAAUGCAUUUGAUAGAUUUUUGACUUAAUAUGCUGUAUUUUUUGCAUGCUCAAAUCUUAAUAGUUUUUGCGCACCAAAAAUAAAUAAAUAGCUCUAUAAGCCAUACCCUCUUGUGCUAGAAAUUCUUCCUUAUCAAAUGUAUUUAUGAAUAGAAAACAAAACUGUGUGGUGUGGACAAAAAGAGUAUCAAGGUGAUAUAUAUCUUUUAGUGUGAAAACACCAAUAAAAUGUUAGUGAGGAAUAUAAAAAAAUAAAAUAAAAAUGCUUACUCCUAUUUGUGGUGGUCACAUACCAAUAUUAGCCAUAAAAACCCUCUGUAGAUGAUGAUGAUGAUGAUGAUGAUGAUCUUGCAAAUCUUCAUUGUCUUUAAUCACUAAGUGCACAAAAAUAAACAUAGACCUAGUGUAAAACCUUUAACACAAAAAUAAGUGACAUACACUUACCUGCGAUAUAAUUCUAGGAAUUUGAAAUGGUGGCUGCAGAAACCCUGUGUAAUAAGGCAGCAAUAUAAGGAACCAGUUGUAUAUGUAUUAAUAAAGUGAGUACUUGGUAGGUGGUAUCCUUCUAGUCCAGCGGUAUCCUAUCUUCUCAAUUGAUUUCCCAGGUUUUCUGAAUCGUCCAGCGGUUCUGUGACGUCAUUCUUGGUGCACCAUUUCCGCCGAGAACUUAAUGAAUUUGCGUUCCAUCUCCAGUCCGCAUUUGGCCAUAGUGUUCUUGCCAGAAAAUGAAACUAGGGUAAAAAGUAAAAACAAAUAGAGCCCAGAAGGCUCAAACAGAUAUAAGAACUCAAAGUUCCAAACAUAUAUCUUGUCCCUUUACAUCAAAUCUUAUAAAGGCAUGGAUACCACAAAGCACAUAUCAGAUCUGCAAUAUAACCAAAAAUGUUAUAAUAUCAAAUUAAAAUCUAUGGAUUAAGUUUUCUUAUAUUGGUACUUAUAUAAUUAGAGAUUUUUAAAAAUGUAUAAAGUGCUUAUGAAUUGAAGCUAAUUAUAUACUUGAUUAAUCAAGUGCUUUGUGCUAAUAUCAAAUACGGUAUAUGAAAAUCCUCCUGAGAACACAAUCUAAAUUACAUUAGAGUGAUCUAUGAUUACCAAAAGCGAAUACCCUGUUAUUAGCCAUAAAAGCAAAUUGUUAAAUCACUUUUUUUUGUGUAUUUUUUUUUUUUUUGUAUAUAUUUUAUGGAUAAUCCAUACCUAUAAAUAAUGUAAUGUGCAAUGAAUUACAUAGAUACAAAGUGUAAAAUUCACAUAUAGUGUUCAUAGAUUACUUGUACAUUUAUUACAAAAACCACAUUAUGUCCACCUCAGUACAGUUUAAUGUAGUGAUAAUGAUUGGCUGAGAUCAUCAGUAAUGAUGAUCUUACCCAGGGGAGAAGAGACGGCCGCAGCAUUAGUGAUGCACUGGGAUCCUAAAGGUAAGAAAAAUUACUUUAAGUUAGUCUAAAUCGCCUCUACACCACUUUUGGCGUUAGAAACAGUUUUUUUUUUUUUUGUUGUUGUUUUUUUUUACAUCUGUGUGUUCCUUUAGAGCAGGUGACCUUUUGUUGUUUUACUUCGGUACCUGGUUUACCUAAAGCUGGUAUUGUUGAAACAUGUCCUCUUCCAGCAGGUGCCGGCUGAGUACCUAUCUGAUUUGAACCUGAAGAAGACCUUUUUGGCAUCACUAAUCGUGUUAAUCUAUUUUCAGUAUGUCUUUUUGCUGCAGCAGUAAACUUGGCAUUUAUUUAAUACUUGAUGAUUGAUAUAAGGAAGUACAUUUCAUGACACAACAUUAAAAUGCUUGUUCACAUUCCAAAUGGGCAUAUAUUUUAAUCCUAGUUUCCUGUGUACCUUUUUUAUAUCCCUACCAUUUAAGCACAUUUGAUAUGCUUUACGAAUCAUUCGGAUAUGAAAAUCAUACUUAAAGAAAAUCUCCACGGGGUAUUGGGAUAAAAAAUAAAAUUCUAAUCUACUUUUUCUAAAUCUCUAAAGUAAUAGCCUAAUUUACUUGCCCUCAUGCAAAAAAAUUUAAAAUUAGAACGUUCGGGUACUCUGCUUAGACAUGGACAUCAGCAGGUUUAUUCUCUAAGCUCUGAAUUUUCCCUCAUUAAAUUCAAAUGGGAAAAAAUAGGGUAAAAAGUUGAUUUGAAAAAAAAAUCCAACUUCUCUAUAUAGUCAGAACUGUCUAUUUUUGUCUUUGUUUUGCCAUUUGGAUUUAAUUUGUAAUUCAGUAUCUAGCCCUCUGUCCUCCCCUGUAGUGUGUAAUGAGUGUUGGACGUUUCGGCUGCAUACAGUGUGUAUCUGUGCUGGAUCUGUUGCCACCCCUUCCUCCACACUAUGUGUAAUUGGAUAGAGGGAAUAACAUAUUGGGUAUGGUGGCUCUUGGAUCCCUGGUAGUCCAGUGGUGGCUCGCUCCCUGGUGUUCUAGCGAGGGUUGUACAUUCCUGGUGGUGCAGUGUGGAAACCUGAGGUUUGCACCUCCAACCCUUAGAGUGCAUGCUGGGAAUCGCAUCAUCUGCACUCUGACUCACUAUAUAGCGCCAAAACCAUGAGGGAACCAUUUACAGUGUCUGCACCCACCGGAGCUGGAAACCUGACCCAGAGUUUUUCUUCCCAGGCAAUCCAGCCACUUGAUAGGGCUUAAGGUUACAAAAAAAACGAAAAAUUAAAAAAUAAAAACAUCUUCAUGCCUGGUUCCCAGAACUACAUGUCCCGGGCAUCUGGCAAUAAAAAUUCCACUUGCCUCCAACAAUUUAAAUGGUUUUUAGAGGUCUUCUAUUUGCUUAUUUGAGCCUCCUUCUUAAAGGAAAAUAAAGAUGGUCCGGCACUGCUCUGGUGUCUUUGCAGGAGACUCUUCUUCUGAGAUCAUUCUCACAGGCCCUAUUUUGAAUGCAAGAUCUUUUCCUUUAUCUUGCUUGUAGAGAAACCUUGAAUCUAGGUUUCUCUAACUGUUCGGCAGUAGUGAAUGUGAAGGCUUUCAAUUAUUUAAUCUCUAGUGGCUACCUGACAGAUGAGUUAACUGAGCUAAGCAAGUCCAGUACAGGAUCAUGCUCUGCUGACACUUUCAGCCAAUGAACUCAGCUGUGCUAAGUUGAGUGGAGCCAACUUGCUUCUCUGGCAAGGAGAAUCUGGAAGCAGGGCUUCAACCAGAGAUAUUCAGCAGGUCCCAGGUUAGUUUCAAACAGUUUUAAAAUGAUUUUAAUACUUGCAAUAGGCAUGCUGUAGUGGUUAUGCUGCGUGGAGUGUUUCUUUAACGUCAAACCUGUAUUCCUGACCCUAUAAUGUUAAAACCACCAUUUAGGUGGCUAGCUCCCCUUAGAAGGGGUUAAAAAUCACCUCUAUGAGGAAAAUUCAGCGUCCCCAUACAGAGCGUGGAGAUGCUGAAUGGCCGUGCUGCCUACUGUGCAGCAGUGGCCACUAGAGGUGUCCAUAGGUAGCAAUGUAAACAUUGCCUUUUCUCUAAAAAGGCAGUGUUUGCAUUAAAAUGCCUGAAGGUAAUAAUUAUACUCACCAGAAAAACUACAUUAAGCUGUAGUUUUUUUGGUUACUAUAGUGUCCCUUUAACUGCUGCUCACUGUUUAGUAAUUUGCUAGGAAGUUAGAAGUGUCAAACUUUCAAAUCGAUAUAUUGAAGCCUAAUCUAAUCACAACCAGUCGAAUGCUUUUUUCUUUUUUAUGGUUAUAUCCCUAGUGGAUUUCCCUCUUCCACUUUGUGCCAUGCUCACUGUUUGGGUGGGUAGAGUGGGGCACCAGCCUUGUGCCCCGCACUUUUUAGGGCCCCGUGGAUAUAACCCAUACUACGGAAAGACUAUCGUACUGAUAUCUCUGGGUGCCGGGUGAGUGCUGACUUGGCUGCCCAGCACCUAGUCCCAGAAGCUUCAACAUUGUGUAUACUGUAGACCGUUAAUGUUAAAGGACCACUAUAGUGCCAGGAAAACAUACUCAUUUUCCUGGCACUAUAGUCUCCUCCUUCUCUCCGCCUCCGAUCCUCCUCUUCGGCUGAAUGCGCAUGCGCGGCAGGAGCUGCGCGCGCAUUCAGCCGGUCUCAUAGGAAAGCAUUUAAAAUGCUUUCCUAUGGACGCUUGGGCGUUCUCACUGUGAUUUUCACAGUGAGAAGCACGCAAGCGCCUCUAGCGGCUGUGAAUGAGACCGCCGCUAGAGGAUUUGGAGGUUGGAUUAACCCAUUUAUAAACAUAGCAGUUUCUCUGAAACUGCUAUGUUAAAAAAAAAAAAAGGGGGGGGGCUUAAUUCUAGAGGGACCUGGCACCCAGACUACUUCAUUAAGCUGAAGUGGUCUGGGUGCCUAGAGUGGUCCUUUAAUAACUCUACUUGCUGUAUUGAAACAUUUGAGAGAAACAGCAGAUGUUGGCAUGUAAUAGUACCAGCUCCCAGUUUAAUAUGGGGUGAAUGCAAGACUGUGCUGACCUGUUCUCUGCCAUACCAGCAAACAGAGGUCCUACCCCUUUUUUCUUUUUUGAGUAAGGUUAGCAGAUGGGCUAAAUAUAAAUAAUAAAAAAUAACUGCUUGGAUGUUUGUGUGGAUGUUUUGUCUCCGGAUGCAUACGUGUGUGUGUGUCUGUCUAUGAAUAUGUUGAUGCAUGUGAGUGUGUUGCUAAUUAGGUGUGUCAUAAAAAUGUGUGUGUGUGGCUAGUGAUGUAAGUUUGGCGAAUAAUUUCUGUAUGUUUGUGUAGAUGAGGGAGUGGGGUGCAAGAGCCUCAAAAAUGAUAAUGGUGUCCCUGAGCACAAUUUUGAUUCAUUUGUUAAAGACACACUGUAGUCACCAGGACCACUACAGCUAUUGUAGUGGUUCUGGUGUCUAUAGUCUAUCCCUGCAAGCUUUUCAGAGAAUACAUUGCUGCCUAGUAACACCUCUAGUGGCAGUCACUCAGAUGGCCUCUAGAGGUGCUUCCUAUCUCAGUGCUACAUAGUGUGCAGCACACGCAUUCAGAACGUUCCUGAUCGAAGAUGCAUUGAUUCAAUACAUUUCUAUAAGGAGAUGCUGAUUGGUGCAGCAUUGUUUUGCCGUGCAUGCGCAAUGGCCUCCACAUGCUUUCAUAUGGGAAAGCAUUGGAUUGGCUGAGAUAAAGCUUGAUGAUCUCAGCCAUGGAGGCUGAGCCGGAUGCGGUGAGACCAGUUUUGCAUGGGAAAAAUCACCUUUUCAGAGCGAUCGGCUUGGGACUAGUCACCUAAAAUGCCACAUCGGGACUACUAUGUCAGGAAUACAUGUUUGUACUCCUGCCACUGUAUUGUUCCUUUUAAGUUUUAAAAUUUAACAAAUGUAUGUUGUUCUUAUCAACUUAAGUAUACUAACUAGUGACAGGACUUGAGCCCCAAAUUAAAAUGAUUAUUUAAAGGAGUGGUAUUGUAUUGAAAUUUAAGUGUGUACAAGUUAGUCUGGAUAUUAUGAAUUUUUCGGUUGAGAGAAGCCCUACAAUUUAAGGAAAAAAGUAAUGAGACAAACACAAGUACAGACCACAGAAAAAUAACAUGUUUUUGAAAUAAACACUGUUCGGUAACUAGCUGCUCAGUGUUUGGGCCAAGCAGAAUCAAACUAGAAGUAACAUUGUCAGUAAACAGAAAACAUACAUCGUAAUAAAUGGCUGCACGUUUAACUUUUUUUUUUUUUUAUUGUUUCACGCAGAUGUCUUUGGGAGUUACUGACGUUAAAUAGACAUAGGUACCAAUACAAUUUCAGCUUAAUAAAGCAGUUUUGGUGAACAGAUCAUGCCCUGACAGUCUCACUGCACAAUUCUCUGUUAAAGCACUUUGUUUAUGCAGCCUUUAUCAAACCUGUGUCAUACAGAGUGCUCUUAAUUAAUUUGUUAUGGUGCCAGGAGGCUCCCAGGUGCAUGCUUACUUUAAGGCAGGGUUUCCAAAUUAAUUUUUCCAGUGGAACCUUUUGACAUAGUAGACCAACAUCGUGGAACCCCCCAAAAAAAUUUGCGCCGUAGCCCAAUCCUUUUAAUGAGUGGCUUUCUCAUUAUCAUUUUUAAAUAUUUUCCUCAAACUGUUUAGUCUCCUGAUACUCCUGAACCUUGUUUUUUUUUUUUUUUUUGGUUUUUUUUAAACGAAAUGUCUUUAUCUUUGUGCUCUGGGUGGUUUUGCUCAAAAUGACGGUCACUUAGCAGGUGCUUACUUUUCUCAACGGAAAAAAACAGAUCUCACUACCUGACUGCAAUGGAUGCUGUUUCUUAUAAAGCUCUUAAAAAGAACAUAAUAUAAGCAGGAUUUACAGUCUUACAGAUUUAGGAGUCAGUCUUGGAGCAAAAAGAACAGUGUACUACAGAUUUUACUAUCUCACUGCAAAGGAUACUGAUAAACAGUAGUUAUGGUGCUUCGACUGUCACAAACAAAACUAUCUGUUUUUAACAGUUGAACAAACGACUUUAAAGGACCACUAUAGGAGUUAAAUAAAGUUUUUAGUGAAGCAAAAAAUUCAAAAUCUGACCUACUAAAUAAGUGAUAUCAUAAAGAUAGACAGUAAUGUAAUAUUAGGUCCGCGAGUGAAACAUUUUUAGAAAAAGUAUUGAGUUCCUUUAUUUAUAUAAAUUUUAUGUAAUUUCACUGAUCAUAACAAUUAUGAGGCAUUCCUUAAAUGGAUAGUGAAAAAGAAAAGACCUUUUAAUAGAUUUAAUUGCCAGUUAGUAGUGCAGUUGAAAUCUAAGUGGUUGACUGAUAAGGUGUCUCCUGAUAAGUCAAAUCAACCUGUAUAUUUCAUGAGCCUGUGUCUGGUCUUAGUCUUGCCGCCUUCUAUCAUGUCUUAAGAGCUGUGAUCCAGAAACACUUCAGUGCAUGUAACUUCUAUCAGGGUUCAAAAUGUUAAAUUCUGUUACAAACACUGAAAGUUUCUAGUACCAUAAAUGCAUAUGAACAGCAUUUACUUUUUUCCUCAUGUAGGUAAACCAAUUGUAUUGAAUAAGAAAUUGGGUGUCAAUAUAUAGGAUUUUCUUUUUGUAAUAUGGCAUGCUAUUAGCCUAUUUCUCAAGCCAUACCAGUAAGCCAACUUCUUCCUCUAUCCCGGACUGCCUUGCUCUCUGUUAGUGUUCUAGUAGAGAUUGUAGGUGUAUUAGUCCAGUGAUGUAUGUGUCAUCUUGCUCAGAAAUGUUUUAAACUUGAGAAAGGGAGGUUCUCCCGAAAGCUUGUCAUUAAAAAAAAGCUCACUGUCCGCCCCCCCACUGAAUAGCCAAUGCCACUGGACCACCAGGGAUUUAAUAUUAUUAAAAUAAUAUAAUAUUAAAAUAAUAUUAUUUUAUUAUUAUUAUUAUAUUAUUAUUUUAAUAUUUGCAUUAUUUUAUUUUAAAAUGUUUUUUUGUCCCCCCUCCCUGAUAAAUGCUUGUUGCCUGGUCAGGGAGGGGGGGGGAAAAAACAUUAAAAAAAAAAAUAAUGCAAAUAUUAAAAUAAUAAAAUAUUAUUAUAUUUUAUUAUAUUAUUUUAAUAUUUUAUUAUAUUAUUUUAAUAUUAUAUUUAAUAUUAUUUUAUUAUAUUAUUUUAAUAUUUGCAGUAUUUUUUUUUAAAAUGUUUUGUGUCCCCCCUCCCUGACCAGGCAACAAGCAGGGAGGGGGGGCAAAAAAUUGUAUUUUAUUUUUUUUAAAUAAUUUAAAUAUUAAAAUAUUAUUUAAAAUAAUAUAAUUAUAAUAAAAUAUUAUUAAAAUAAAAAUGCCCUCCCAUCACCUAGUUUACACACACUGCAUUCAUUAUAUACACACACAUCACACACUGCAUUCAUUAUAUAUACACACAAACACACACUCUGGAUUCAUUAUAUACACACACUGUAAAUAAAUAUUCAGUUAAUGUAAUUUUAUUGGGAUCUAAUUUUAUUUAGAAAUUUACCAGUAGCUGCUGCAUUUCCCACCCUAGGCUUAUACUCGAGUCAAUAAGUUUUUCCCAGUUUUUUGUGGUAAAAUUAGGGGCCUCGGCUUAUAUUCGGUCGGCUUAUACUCGAGUAUAUACUGUAUCUUUUAAUUAAAUUACACAAUGUUUCAUAGCCGAGGAUACUCUAAUUCAGUGUUCAAACAUAACCGUAACAAACUGCCAGACUUCCACAGAGUUGUCAUUGAUUUCCAAUUACAUAGAAACAUAGAAUGUGACGGCAGAUAAGAACCAUUCGGCCCAUCUAGUCUGCCCAAUUUUCUAAAUACUUUCAUUAGUCCCUAGCCUUAUCUUGUAGUUAGGAUAGCCUUAUGCCUAUCCCACGCAUGCUUAAACUCCUUUACUGUGUUAACCUCUACCACUUCAGCUGGAAGGCAAUUAAUGCACUAUCGCUCCCCCUGCUGCAUCACCUACCUCCCCUUCCCCCCCCAGCCCCUGUAAAUAAAGGGUUUAAAAACCAUUACUUAUCUGGUUCUAGCACCGAUGUCCAUUAUCACUGGGUUGAAGCUCAGCCCCCUCUGACGUCCCUUGACGAGCAGGCACUAAUGCUCUGCCGCACGUGCAUUAGACCUUCCCGUAGGAAAGCAUUGAACAAAUGCUUUCCUAUGGGGAAUAAUCUGACGCUGGAUGACCCUCAAAGGUCUGUUUAAACCAGGAAGCCCUCUAGUGGCCGUCUGACUUAGAGCUGCAAUGUAAACAUUGCAUUUUCUCUGGAACUGCAAUGUUUUAUAUUGCAGCACUAAGUGCAAUAGGGACACUGUAGCUAGACCACUUCAGUUGGUGAAGUGGUCUGGGUGCCUCCAGUGUCCCUCUAAAAAGUAACAAGCUUCCUUUCUGCUGGUGGCUUUUCCUCUCAAUCUCACCCCAGUAAAUGCUAUAGACACAUUGACUGUGGAUGAUAAAGGUUUGAUACUGAAGCAAUAGACAUAUCUUACAACCUAUUCGAACCAUGACCACAAAGGGGGUUAUGUGGUUUAAACUGUGCCUCUAUCUUCAACUAGGAUUUGGUGUCAAAAACCUUUUCUAACUGUCAUAGUAAUGUAAUUGCUCAGAUGUUUGGAGAGAGAUAAUGUCAUAGUUUUUGUAUUUUAUUGUACUCUAAUGUAUCAAUGCAAUGUUUUGUGGACCUAUUACAUUGAGAAAAUCCUGUUUUUUAAAACAAAUUUAGCUUGAAUAGAAUAGACAAGUUUUCAGAUAUAACAAUUUAAAUCUUGAGCAUUGUGGUUUGACAAAAUAUUUAUUGUUCUUUAGUGUAUGUGGAUGGUUCUGGAUGAUUAUGCUAUAUCAUGGUAUACAUAGUACUAAAUGUGAAGAACACAAAAAUAAACUCUAGUUAGUGUAACAACUCAAUUGACUAAUGUACCACCAGUAGGACCUAAGAAACCUCCGGAUCAUAGGUUCUGUAACCAGUUGGGCAAACUCAGUCUUUCAUGUUUCCGAAGUAUGCAGGAGUUCUGUUGGGAAUUAUAAUAAGUAUGUCUGCACCAGAUUCCAUUAAGUUCGAAAAAUGGUUUUCUAAGCAUUCUGACUAAAUCUUCUUAUAAUUAUUUUUUCUUUCUUACAUUUUCCACAUUGUGAUUCUCAGGAAUAUGAUGUUAUAGGCAGACACACAUGGGAAUAUGUAGGAGUUUGCACACUAUAAUGUAGCUAAAAAAAAAAAGUUUACCUUGUGCACCAUAAGUGCAUAGAUUGCUAUGGCAGGCAGUGUUACUUGGCAAUAUUUGUCUUCACAUUUCAUCAACUGGUAUCCGUGAACGUAGUUUGUAUUAACAGCAUUAUAUAUUUUUGUGUAUUUCAGAUUACAGACCUCUCAUUACCCAACUAUCUUGCUGCUUCCUCUGUGGGCCUGUUUCCUACUCAGCUGCUUAAUUCCUAUUUGGGAACAACAUUGCGUACAAUGGAGGAUGUCAUUGCAGAACAAAGUGUUAGUGGAUAUUUCGUUUUCAGCUUGCAGGUUUUUUUUUUUUUUUUUUUCUCUUUCUGUAAUCUGUGUGUUUUUUGGCAUAUGACACAUGCAUUUGUUGGCUUAAAUGUAAUAGAACAUCCAGGCACUAUAACAACUACAGUGUGCUCUAAUGGUCAUAGUGCCAGGAAUGCCCUAGUGCUACGGGUUUAACAACAUACCUGAAGUCUGCCAGUGUCCUCCUUUUCAGAGCUGGAAACUCUGCAUUGAGGUAUGCCUGGAAGUUAAGGGUUUAUUAAACUGGCUGAGAAUGAUCCGCUAAAGCUCACAACCAAUGUACUCCGCCUGCGUUGCAGAGCUUAUCUUGGAAGAGGUAAUAAUGUAUGGCUUUCAAUGGAGGAAGCUUUCACUUUGCCAGUUUCGUUUGUCUGUAAUUACCAUAAUUGUCUGCUGGCUGGUCUUGCGAAGGCCUCCUAAACUUACCAUAGCUAGAAAACCAAGGAUUUUUAAGUUGCUAUAGAACACGUUUUGUGAGCAGAGCAGACACGACUCACAGUACAUGCUGCUCAUCCGAUUGCCCAGUACAGCUUAUUCAACUCUAUUUUUGAAUUAGCAUUGGGAACACUUAUUUUGGUACAUGAUCUUCCAAAAUCGUAUCCGUUGGAGAAUACUUACAGAUAUAUGGACAUUGUAAAAUAUAACCCAAAAAUAGGCAUAUAGUCAAAAGUUCCUCUUUCUAUCUGAAAUUUUCAGUUUAUAGUUUCUGAUAAAUUAGAUUGUUCACUGAUUGUUCUGUAUUUUCUUCAAUUUCUUUAUUUGCAUAGAAAAACUGCAGCCCUUCAAGACCCUCUCUCCUGCCCCCUUCCCCCAAAAAAAACCUUUGAUAUUUGCUCUUCUAUCACAUAACAGGAAGUACGCAGGUUUCAUUUUUAUUUAAAGUGUCAUUUUCCUUAUUGAACACAUGCAGUGUACAUUCAGUGUAUGUCCUGUUUUAUAAUUCAUGAGUGGAUGUAGCACCUCUUUGUAACACAACACUAUACAUCAGACUCUGCUUAAUUAAAUUUUAAUCAUGUGCUGUAGGAGCAUGUUUGCUCUGUUUGCUCAGUACAGCUCUAAUUUAUAGUGUUCUUUAGUUUGCAUUAGUUUAAAAAUAACAUUGAUUAUAUUUAAAGGGUUACUUCAGGUACCAUCCAAGCACCAUGACCACUUCAAGUCACUGCAGCGUUUCACCAUAAAAUGCUACAAAUAUAAAUUCAAGCUCUUUGCUCCCACUACGGCAGAGUUAUAAGCCAGCCUGGAACAAGAGUUCUGGGCAGGCGAAUGUCAGUUCUGUCUAUAUUGGACAUCUGUCAUCAGCAUGUACCGCAGUCUGAGAACAGGUGACCAAAGAAUGCAUGGUAGUCGGAAUUGUCUGUGGUCCAAGGUUGGGUACCUAUGGAAUGUUACUAUCACAGAUAUAUACUUUGUUCCAGACAAACGACUGUAUCAUUUAAAUUGUUGUAAAGGCUAUAUAUGCAAUUUAGGCUUCUAUGAUGUGUACAUGUAACUCGUGUAGUAGAGCCCCUCAGAGAUUACACACAGUCUCCAGACUCUCUCCUCUCUGAUGGCUUGUUGAUUCCUGUGACUUUGUUGGCAGAAGCAGAAUAAUAUUUCUAAUCACAUUAUUGAUCUCCGUGAUCAAAAAAUCUAGAGUGACUGCCUCUUUAAACUAUGGCAUUUACACCUUUUUGCAGACAGAUGAUGAAAAAGAUGAUAUAAUUUAUCGAUGGCAAUUUAUUUUUUGUUUCAUGCUAUGAAGGCUGUCUACGGUUUAAUCAGUGCUUUAAAAAAACUGUCAUGUCAUGAAGUGUUCAUGUUGUCAGGUGAGCAUGAUCUCCAGGGCUAUUUACUCUUGAGUACCUGUUGUUCCAGAUAAACUUUAGUCAGGCGAUUCCCCUCUCUUUUUUGUUUUUUUUGUUUUCUCUGUAUCAUAAUUUUGUAACACAUGUUAAAUGCAUGUUUGCAGGAAUUAUUACUUAAAGGAUACCUAAACAUAUGUACCCCAAAAUCUACACCUCUGGACAUACUGUAUGCUGGGCUACAGUUAUAUGAUAAUAUAACAAAAUAAAGGAAGGUUGUGCCAAAAAUAUUUUAAUACCACAAGUAAAAAUUCUCUCAAUAAAAACAGAUCCUAAAGAAUAAUAAAAAAAAAAACAUAGCUUAAAAAAAAAAAAGGAAACGGUAGAAGUAUAAAACAACAAUAUUAGAUUGUAAUAGUUUGUAGAUCUUAUGUAGUCUUACUCACAUUUUCCAGAACUAAUACUCUAUACUCUAGUGUAAUUGGCAUACAGUGGUAAUUAUCCCCACUUAUAGGAUAUGUGUGAAGAUGUAAUCUGAUAUCACAGCAGCGUUGUGAGCAUAAAACACAUAAAAAAAAAAUAAAAUAAAAAAAAUAGAAAAACAAUAGUUCUCUCUGUAUAGGAUAAAUCAGGAGUAAUAUAUAGGUGUUUUUACUACUAUUUAAUUGAGCAGUCAAACCUGGAAUUAAUUGUUUGGUGAUGCCAAACAAUAUAAAAUUAAGACCAAAUUGAAGUAAAAAGGAAUGUAAAACACUCACGGUAUAAAAGUAGCCAAUAUCCCUUUUCUAAAAUAUUAAAAUAAUCCACAAUGUGUUUCACCAGACAGGACUUUAUCAAGUAAGUAAGUGUGUGUGUAAGAAAUACAAACAUACUAAUAUUGAAUUUUGUGCCAACUUGACGUCAUCACCACGUGACUACAUCAUAAACAUAAAAUGUACAAAUUAAAGUUACUAUCAUUUUUUUUAUUUUAUUUUUAUUAUUAAUAAAAUAACUAUGUAUGAAAAUGUGUGGAAACUGAAAACCUGUUAAAAACAAAGCUUUGACGAGUGAUUACUAUUCCGCAUCACUUGGUCUUGCACUAUGGAGAAACUUGUUUAACCUUAAUUUGCCUCUAGUGUGCAAGAGGACUGGUAAGCGCACACUGGUAACUAAUCAGAAUUGCACAUGGAGGUCAGAUAGCGCUGGGUUUCAAUAUCUUUACAUUAGACUCCCUAUGGAAAAAAUUUCACCAUACACCAAGAUCGCUUUGCGCAUGUAUUUAGCACUCUGCAAUCUCUAAGUUAAAUGCAACACAACUCUGAUGUGUGUUAGACAUAUGGAGCUUCAAAGUCUACAGAUGCACCUGUGCCUCGACAGGCAAACAGUUGGUGGGGGCUCUGGGUGGAGUUGAUCUUUAUAAAGCUAGGAGGGGAGGAAACUAGGGAUGGUUACUGCAUUUUUUUAAAUUUUUUUUAACCUAUUCAAUGCUACUUGUCCAGUGAAAGAAGAAAGGGCUUCUAACCGUUUGUGAUGACUCUUACUUGGCCAUUUGAAAAAUGUUUGUUUUUCCUCCCUGCUCUCAAUGCUGAGCAGAAAAGACCUCCCACAUGAGGACCUUCUAUUCUUCCAAGCAUUGCAACCACAGCACAUGCACCGUAGUUGCUAUGGCAACAUCCUAGCUGGUGCUAAUAGCACUGGUUAUGGAGUAUAAGAACAGAGUGACAUGCUGGCGUCGUUGAGAAGGCUUGCCCUGCUUGGAGAAGCGUCCCUAUGCAGGGCAAAUCAAAGAAGACCAGAGGCUGGGUGGAGGACAGGCCGAAGUAGUGUGUUGGGCUGCACAAGCUGGUAGUGUUGUGUAGACAAUAAAUGUAUUUAUCCGGAUCACUGCCAGGGCAAUAUUUGAGACCAUAGUGUAAAGAUGUUCGCUUUUUUUGUUCUUUUAUCAGAUUCAUACAAUUGAUCUAAAAAAAUAAACAAUAAUAAAUUCUAUAAGUCAAUUUUGCCACUUAAAAGAAACCCACAAAACAUGUUUUUUGUUUUGUCUCUUUUUUAUUUAUUAUUAUUGGUAUUUAAUUUGAUAACAAAAUAUUGCAUCUUUGUGAAAAUGCUCAUAAAGUUUGUAUUGGAAUUUCUCUGAAAUUCUCUCAUGCAUGUGCAACAAUAUAGUGCUGAAGUUAACUCCUGACAGAUGAAGUGUUAGGAGCCGAAAAGGACCUCAUGAAAGAAUAUGGGGAUUUCUGCAAGGGACAGGUUAAGAGAAAUUAAAUCUACCUUUCCUGCUCCCCAUGGACACCAUAAUGCAAGUGGAACAGUUACCUUCUGAGUUAUUGCAGAAGUUGACUGAUUAUUUAUUUAAUAUGUGCCUCCUCUCCUGCAACUGUCAAAAAAUAAAGUUCUCAGUGAAUACUUUUUUAGCAACCUAUUUCAUUACCCCUACUUAUACCCUUUGUGUCACUAUACCCCACUCCCUCAAGCAUGUAAGCACAUUAAGCCUGGCCCUCAACCCCUCUGUUCCUGUGCGUCCAUUUGUCUGGUUACAAUUACAUGACUGUUAGUCCACCCAUUGUACAGCACUACGGAAUAUGCUGGCGCUAAAUAAAUAAUAUAAUUGUAUAGCUUUGCAAUAUGCUGAAUAGCUGUCUUUAACGGCAUAUAUUUAACGGUAAUAACUUGUUUCUGUCUUUAUCCACAGAUUGUUAUAAGCAUAGCUCUUAUGUUUUAUGUUGUCCAUCGAGCUCAAGUGGAGCUGAAUGCAGCCAUUAUAGCUUGUGAAAUGGAGCUAAAGACAUCUCUUAAAGGCAGCCAGCUCAAUGGCAAUGGACCAGCAUUGUGCAACAAAAGGACAUUGCUGUCUUCUGGAGGAAUCAACAUUGUAUGAUUGUUAAACAUUUAGGUUGUUCUAAGCCUUUUAUUAUAAUUUUUUUUAUUUUUAUUUUUUUAUUAAAUUGCCAACAUCAUGGUUUCUAAGGAUCACCAUUCCUGUUCCUGGAUGGAGUGCAUGUUAUUCCCAAAAACAUUUCCAGAGAACUUGUACACAUUUCCCAUUGAUGAAAACAUCUCAGCAAAUUUGAAAGUUGGAAGCAUUUCUGCAACUUUAUCUUAUGUGUUCUAAGACCGAUGCAUAGCACUUUUCUGUGUCGCUCUAAAAUGAAUUGUUUCUGGGCCUCUUUAUUUAUUACUACAUAUACUUAUGUAUAUCAUUUUUAAGGUGUUCCUGUGUUGUGAUUAUUUUUUUUUUUUUUUUGUAUUGUUAGAUACCUAGACAGUGUUUUUUUAUAACCACAGGACCAUUUUCUUCUAAGUGAGACAAUUUAAACUUAAACCCAAACUAGUGGGACAAAGUGCUCUUAAACCAGAUUGUUUGUUUUUGUUUAAACUGUGCUAUCGGAGAUGAAAAUCUGGAGUUUAUAGAUUUCUGUAUGUUAAAGCCAUGGCUGCUGGUUGUGCAUUGGGUGUAGACCAGUGAUGAUAUUUUAUGGUUUCAUUGUUUGGUAAGCCUGGGAAUCUUGGUUAUUAAGCAAGCCUGAAGCGCCUUCUCCAAAAUUGAUAGUUCUGUCCUAUUGUUAAUAAGCCCCCGAUUUUCAAGUUAAUGUUACCACAAAAAAAAUGCAGAUGAAGAUCACUUCAAGCAAGUAAUAAAGUCUAUAUACUGUGCUAGUAAUAUUGUAAAAUAGAAAUAUUGUAAGGUUACUUACUGUGAUGGCCACAAACUAGGUGGUGUGAUGCUCCAUUUUACAUAUGGGUGCUGCGACAGAUGCAAAUACACCCCUUUUGGCUAUCCUGUGUGUAGGUUAUGGGGCCAGCAUAGAAGUGUUAUCUUUACGUUGACUAGUCACAAAAAUCUUUUCUGUGUUAAUUUAAAUAACUUGCUAAUUAAACAGAGUCCUCUUCUAGCAUUCAAACCCAGCUACAGGUAAUUUAGAUAUAAUUAUCACUUGAAGAUCAGAUCGGUUUUCACUGUGAAGGUUGGCCUUUCAAAAUUACAACUUUAAAACCCUCUAUAAGACUGUUACUAGAUUAAAAAAAAAAAAAAGAGAGCAAACAAUGCCAAUCUGAAAUUACCUGUAGCUCGCCACAUUCCAGUGUACAGAAAAAAGUUUAUAUGUAUUCUCUUUGAUUAAUAUUGUCCCUUUGCAGCAAGGGAAACCUAGUUCGCUAAAUCUCUGAAAUGAUUGACAAUGCCGAUCAGGCUUACAAAUCAACAUAAGGUAUGGUCUCAUUUUCAAGUACUAGGUGAUUAGCCAGGGUACCUGAGAACGAUGCCACUGGAGAUAUACUGUGUUUACUUGCCAGCAAUUUGGAUGCCGCAAUAUAUAAAAUUAAAUAUUGGGUAAAGAUCGCCCCCUCGUCAUAUUAAGACAGGUAAACGCUCUGUCUGGAGAAUUCCUAGGUUUCUUUCUAGAACCAUUAAUAGUCGCAAUAUUAGGGCGUUUAAAAUGUAGUAUCUAUAUUUUUCUACAUACAUAACAAUAUGAUUUGUCUCCUGUAUACAAAUUCUAUAGAAUUUUGAUGUCCAUAUUCAUUGCUUCUUAGGCUUAUACAAUAGCAUUAGACGUACAUACAUGAUACAAUUCUUGUGAUUGUAUAUUUGUACAUUUACUUUAAUAAUAUCCCUGCUAAUGAUGGACGGUCUGCAACAAGUUCUAAUGAGUGGCCUUUAACUUUUUAUGUGUCUUUUUUCUUUUUUUGUCUUUUUUUUUUUUUUUUUCACACGUUUUGAAAACCAGCUUUAAAUUGAACAUAAAACAUACAUUUGCUUGGUUUGUUGUGUUUUUAAAUUUGUAAAGUACCGUACUGUAUGUUAUACUGUAUUUUGCACAUUAUUAUCUUUUAUUUUUAAUCGUGGACGAUAACAGCUGAACGAAAAAUUAGUCGGGACAUAAAAAUCCAAUUCAACUCAGGACUUUCCAAAAUGUGAAUUUACUUUAUCAAUUGCAGUCCAAUUUUGGAAGAUGGAACAAUAUUAAUUUUGUUGUUUGACUUGUAGAAUGUAAUGUUGCAAAAACCUUGUAGUCUAGGCUUCACUUCUAAUUAAGGAUACUGUUGCUUAAGUCCAAUUUUCAAAGCUUGUGUAAUAGGAUAUAUAUAUAUAUAUUUGAAGCCUGUUUUCUUUUUCAUAAACUUCUAAUUGAUUAGAAAUGAAUGAAUAACUUAAAUUGUACCUUGCAAAAUUAACGCAAAGGGAAACUAAUUUCAUGCGUAUAUUGUGCAAAUCUAAUUGCAAGCAAAUGUAUAGAAAUGGCUUGAUGGAGAUGACAUUUUAAUUUUUAGUUGUACAAACUACUACUGCAUUGACCAAUGAGGUGUUCAAAUAUUCGUAUACAUUUUGCUAUUCUUGUGAUAAAGCCCUCGAUGCUGUGUUUGCAACUGUGUGCAUAGAAUUCUGGAAUUUCAACCCAAUACUUUGUGGAAUGAUAUACAUCUAUGUAACUGCAUCGACUCUGGAGUAUCAUUUAAGCUAUGUAUGUCAUUUGGUGGCAAUUUCACUAGCAUGGUGUAAAUAUUACAUUGUUCCAAUGUUCAUGUCCUACGCUACUUGUAUCAACAGCAAAAACAUAUGUGAGGAAGGUUGAACUUGAUGGACGCAAGUCUCUUUUCAACUAGGUAACUUGUCACUGCAAGUCUGGAGGGUCCAUGGCUCAUUCACCAAGGGUUAAUUUCUACUUGCCAGGGCCAAAUUUUUCAUCGCCAAUGGCUCGUUGAAAUUUUGAGCACUGAUAUUAUAGCUGAUGACUGGUCCACUUUUAUCAUUAGCUAACAAUAACAAAGCUGUAUACAUUUUUUAUUUUUUUUUUCCUCUGAGACUGCUGUGCAGAAGAUAGAACAUCUCAUGAAUGCCACCUAUACACAUGCCUUCUGUAUCUUAAGCGCCUCUCACAACCCUAUUGUAUUUAUUUAAAGAGACAAAAAUGUUUUAACCCUUUUCAAAGCAGAUGUUAACAUUUACUAUCCCCUUUUGUACCGUUUGUCUCACUUACUUGGUUUACAGAGAUUUGUUCCAUGCUUAAUCAGCAGUCUUUCAAUUUGCUAUUCCGCUACCACCUAAAGGUACACUAUAAGUAUCCAGACUAGUGAUGUCCCGAACGGUUUGCCGCGGACAGUGAACAUAAACUUUGACCCUGUACCUCACAGUCAGCAGACACAUUCCAGCCAAUCAGUAGCAGACCUUCCCUCCCACCUCCUGGACAGCUCACUAAGAAUGUAGCUUCACAAUGAAUGUAAAAUGGAUGCUGUCCAGGAGGUGGGAGGGUCUGCUGCUGACUGGCUGGAAUGUGUCUGCUGACUGUGAGGUACAGGGUCAAAGUUUAUGCGAACCGUUCGGGACAUCACUAAUCCAGACCACUUCAGCUCAUUGGUGCAGUGUCUCUGUCCUACUUAGGCCAGCAAUGUGAAAUGUUGCAGUUUUAGAGAAUGUUUACAUUGCAGUACUAAGACAGCCUCUAGUGGCUUUCUACCAGACAGCCAUUAGAGGCACUUCCGAGAUUCUACCGGACUUUUGGUCGCCUGACACAUGCCUCACGUCUGUUAAAUCCCCAUAGGAAAGCAUUGAGUUGUGCUCGCCUCAAAUAUGUGCAUGUGUGUUAGUGCCCCUGCCCCCAUCGGGUGACGUCUGAGGAGGCGGAGCCUUGAUCUCCCUGGGGUAAGUGUUACAAGGUAUUUUUUUUUUUUUUAAACCCUUGCAGUGUGGGGUGGAGGAGGGUUAGUGCAAGGAAGGAUUGGUCAGGGGGAAUUAUAGUGCUAUGAAUACAACUUUGUUAACCAGUUGCUGCUUCUCUGUUCUGGCUUGUGCCUUUUACCUCAUUACUAGCAGUGUUCGUUUUACUAUUUCUAAAUGUCAUUUGCAUGUAUGUAUCUCAUUCUAAUUAUGUGUUGGUUCUUUAGUGUUUUUCUGAAACCCAUGAUGGCAUUGAUGACUUCUUAUGUCCAAAUGUUAAUUUGUUCAAUAUUUUUAUUAUAUAUUUUUUUGUUUCCAUCCACUGCAUUGAUUUUAUCUGUCACCAGCACUCCAGGAUUAAAUUGGCCUUUUGCAUUUGAGGGUUUUUUUUUUUUUUUCCUUCCGUAUAUGGAACACAGAGGGAAGGAUAUCAUGGACCAUUCUAGAACAGGGAUAGGCAACCUUCGGCACUCCAGAUGUUGUGGGUUACAUACCCUAUAAUGCUGUUACACCCACAAUUCUGGCAAAGCAUCGUGGGAGGUGUAGUCCAAAACAUCUGGAUUGCCAAAGGUUGCCUAUGCUUGUUCUGGAACAUCUCUGAUAAAAUGGCCCGAUUAAUCAAUGUACACUUUUAGAAAUGAGACUGCCAUACUUGGUAAGACGGCUUCAUUUUCAAUGGGAAAUGUAAUCAAACAUUUUUAACAUAUUUUUUUUUUCUGUCUUUCACUUGAUACUGUUUUUGUUAAAUUACAUCAUAAUCCAGUUCAGUCACUUAAAGCAUUGGAAGAGCAAAAACCAAAAACUGUGUAUUUGUUUCUCCUCUUCUGUCAAUUAUUAGUCUAUGCCAACUGAAAGGGGUAAAGAGCAAAAUCUAUAGCAAUGGUUAGUACCAUUCCCCUUUAAUAUCCUAAUGUAAUCUGUAUUGUGUGUUCCUAUUGCUUAAGUAAUCCUAGCCAGCUCACUAUCGCAUGAAGAUGGCAGAAGUGGCCAUCUUGGGAAUCAGAUACGAAUAUAUUUUUUAACCUAUAGAUCAUCUGGUUAUUAUGCAAUUGCAAUGUAAAAAUGAAAUCUCUAUACCUAUAUAAGGCUGACUUUAUCUGUAUGUGGUUGUGUGAAUGACCAAGACGUCUUUAAGCAAAAACCACCUUUCUUUUAUAGAAGGUGAUAAUGUGAACUUUAUUACUAAUAAACCAUUUUUAUUUCUGCUUGUAUACAGCCCUAGCAUUGUCUGCCAUCUUCCAAUACAAUAGAUAUGGCUGACAGAACAUCAUUGGGCAUCUUAUUCAAGUGACCUCUUACAGUUAUCCCCCGUACAUACUACUCCUAGGGUUGCACAUGUUUGUAUGAAAGGUGCAAAUAAUUGUCAGUGUGUGGUUUUUAACUCAACCUUUUCUUUUAUCUACCAUUGUGUAACAUUCUUUAGAAUAGGAAAAAUAAAUGAUCUCUCUCCCCCACCUCCUCUUUUUCCUUAUACGUAUGAAACAACCUUUUGAACGGUUGUGCAAUUCACCAUAUUUGUAUGGUGCAGAGCACUUUGAAUCUGAGACGAUCGUUAUUGGCAAUGUUUUCUAAUUUGUGUAAUUUUGCAUUUUGCUUGUAACUUGUGCAAUUAAGAAGGGACAUUGGUUCAAAUGUAUUUUCGAUCAUAGUUUUAUAUAAGAAUUCUUGAAACUCCUUAAAUAAAUCUUAUGCAAAUAGCUUUUAAAAUGCCUUUUACAGUCUGUGUGUGUGUGAAACUUAAUUUAUAUAUAUUAUUAUUUUUUUUAAAUAACUGCUAGAACAUGCAUUUCUAGAAUAAUUAAUUGGAUGGGGUGACAUGUGGCUUUAUAUGCAUAACUGAGAAUUGUGGAAAACUGACCAAUUAUAUUGCAUUUUUGCAGUUAUCCUGUCAAAAAAAAAAAAAAGGACAAUUCCCUUGUCAAAUGUCCACACUUCCCAGUUUAUUUAAUAAACUGUUGUGUUCAAGUUCUGCAUGACUAUCAGUAUUUCGGUAUGUACAGUGCCCUCCAUUAAUAAUGGCACCCUGGGUGAAUAUAAGCAAAGCACUUAAAAAGUUUCUUUAUUGCUUAAAAAUUACACAAAAAUAGUCUGCUCUCAUGAACAUCUAACAGUUGCAAACCCAGGUAUAAAAAAAAAUAUUUAUAUAUAAUUGACCCACUUUUUUUUUUUUUUUGCAAUAAUUUGUCCCUUUGCCACCCACAAUAAGAGUCUUAUAAUGCCUGAUAAGGUUGGAGAAUACAUGGCAAGGGAUCUGAGACCGUUGCUCCAUACAGAAUCUUUCUGCAGGUUUUCUAUGGGAUUUGAGUCAGGGACUGGGAUGGCUAUGACAGGACCUUGAUUUUGUGGAUAAUAUUCCUGCUGGAAGAUGCAACCACGGUCCAUUUUAAGCUUUCUAGCAGAGUCAGUGGUGGUGGUCAUUUAAUAUCUGAUAUUUAAUAGUGUUCAUGAUGCCAUGUAUCCUAACAAAAUGUCCAGGUCCUCUGCCAGAAAAACAUUCCCAAAACAUUAAAGAGCCAUCACCAUAUUUAACUGUGGUCAUGAGAUUUUUCUAUAUGGAUACCUGUCUUUUAGCUCCAAACCCACCUCUGGUGUUUACUGCCAAGAAGCUCUUUUUUGGUUUCAUCUGACCAUAGAGACCGAUCUUAUUUGAAGUUCCAAAAGUGUCGGCAACCUGAAAAUGCUUGAGUUUGCAUGAGAGUAGAGGCAUUUUUCUUUAACCCCUUAAGAACCGACUGUUUUUGCGAUGUUGUACAUUUGCGACCAGGCAUCUUUUUACACUUUUUUGUGAAAUGUUUGUGGUUAGCAGUAAUUUUCCGCUCUCAUUUACUGUUCCCAUACAAAUUUUAUAUAUUGUUUUUUUAGGACAAAAGGGGCUUUCUUUACAUACCAUUAUAUAAUCUCAUUUAAUUUAA